This is a messenger RNA of Quercus robur (English oak), 6017 nucleotides long. Its product is annotated as pentatricopeptide repeat-containing protein At4g31850, chloroplastic. The record is from RefSeq and is a predicted model, not a curated record. The coding region runs from base 349 to 3690 and encodes 1113 amino acids. Gene Ontology annotation, molecular function: protein binding. NCBI's taxonomy places the organism in Eukaryota, Viridiplantae, Streptophyta, Magnoliopsida, Fagales, Fagaceae. The transcript has 3 exons.
AAUAUCCAAAGCCUCCACCCAACUCAACCACAGAAAACUAAGCCCAUGGCCAUGGAGGAGUUCUCAGCUAAACCACACUCUCAGAAUUCAAACAUCUAACCUUCACAUAUCCACCAUAGCAGAUAUCAUCUUACCACUUCCAGAGCACUACACUCUUGUCUCUUUCCCCCCACCUCAAGUCAUACAUACAUACAGGUUAGUACAUGCCAGUUUGUAUAUAUCUGAGUUUCUUUUGCUUUUUCUCACAAGCAAUUCAACAGUCACCAAACAUGCACAAACCAAUUCAUUUAUGAAUUAUAAGACAUACCCUCUUUUGGUUACUCCUUUGUUUAUGGUAACAACUCCUUCAUGGCUGAGUUAAUCCUCUGUUCUUCUAGUGUUUGCUGUAGUAGUAUCACUUAUAGUUGUGCUCUCACUGAUAGUAAGGUAUAUGGUUUAAGCCACAAUGGGUUAGUAGGUGGAAGAAAUUGUAGAACUUUAAAGGUUUUUCCAUCUGGGUCUGGGGUGAAAUGGAAGAAGCAUAGGAAAAAACUAGUGAGUUUUUGUGGGUUUGUGAUGAGAAGUUCAAAUGGGGUGGGGGUGGCCAAGGCAAAGUCAAGAAAUUCAGUGUCUUCUGAGGAAGUUAUUGGCGUUUUAAAGUCGAUUUCGGACCCGAAUUGUGCUUUGUCUUACUUUAAGUCUAUUGCACAGUUGCCCAGUGUUGUGCACACCACUGAAACGUGUAAUUUGAUGCUUGAAGUCUUGAGGGUUCACAGGAGGGUGGAAGAUAUGGCUUUUGUGUUUGAUUUGAUGCAAAAGCAAAUCAUAUACAGGAAUUUGACAACCUAUUUGACUAUUUUUAAAGGCCUUUACAUAAGAGGUGGGAUUCGGCAAGCACCAGUUGCACUAGAAAAGAUGCAAAAAGCAGGCUUUGUUCUAAAUGCAUAUUCGUAUAAUGGGUUAAUCUAUUUGCUACUUCAAUCUGGGUUUUGUAGGGAGGCUUUGGAGGUUUAUAGAAGAGCAGUCUCCGAAGGAAAUAAGCCUAGUUUGAAGACUUACUCAGCGCUUAUGGUGGCAUUGGGGAAGAGAAGGGAUGUUGAAACCAUAAUGGAUUUGUUAAAAGAGAUGGAAAGUUUAGGGUUGAGGCCAAAUAUAUACACAUUCACUAUAUGCAUUAGAGCACUUGGAAGGGCUGGGAAAUUUGAUGAAGUGUAUGCAAUUCUUAAGAGAAUGGAUGAUGAGGGAUGUGGACCUGAUGUUGUUACUUACACAGUUAUCCUAGAUGCUCUUUGUAACACGGGGAAACUUGAUAAUGCCAAGCAAUUAUUUGCAAAGAUGAAAGCUACCAGUCAUAAGCCCGACCGAGUAACCUACAUUACUAUGCUGAACAAGUUUAGUGACUCCGGAGACUUGGAAACGUUUAAAGAAAUUUGGAGUGAAAUGGAAGUGGAUGGUUAUGCUCCUGAUGUUGUUACUUUUACCAUAUUUGUUGAUGCCUUAUGCAAAGCUGGGAACGUUGACAAAGCAUUUAGCAUAUUGGAUGUUAUGAAGAAGCAAGGGAUCUCACCAAAUCUUCAUACCUAUAAUACUUUGAUUUGUGGACUUUUAAGGGUAAGUAGGUUGGAUGAGGCAUUGAAGCUUUUCAGUGAUAUGGGAUCUUUGGGAGUUGAACCUACUGCUUAUACAUAUAUCCUCUUCAUUGACUACUAUGGAAAGUCAGGUGAUCCUACCAAAGCUUUUCAAACCUUUCAGGAAAUGAAAAUUCGAGGAAUUGUUCCUAAUGUUGUUGCUUGUAAUGCAUCUUUAUACAGCCUUGCUGAAAUGGGUAGGCUUGGAGAAGCAACAGAUAUAUUUAAUGGGCUUAAAAAUAGUGGGAUUGCUCCAGAUUCAGUAACUUAUAACAUGAUGAUGAAGUGCCACAGUAAGCUGGGCCAAGUAGACGAAGCUAUUAAAUUACUCUCUGAGAUGAUGGAAAACGAAUGUGAACCAGAUGUUAUUGUAAUUAAUUCUUUGAUUGACACACUUUACAAGGCUAACCGGGUUGAGGAAGCAUGGCAAAUGUUUUGCAGAAUAAAGGACAUGAAGCUUGCUCCUACAGUUGUGACCUACAAUACAUUAUUAGAUGGGCUAGGGAAGAAGGGUGAAGUCCAAAAAGCCAUCGAGUUGUUCGAGAGCAUGACUAGGCAUGGGUGUCCUCCAAACACAAUAACUUUCAACAUACUCCUGGAUUGUCUUGGCAAGAAUGAAGAGGUUGAUUUGGCCUUGAAAAUGCAUUUUGAGAUGACAACAAGGGACUGUGUUCCUGAUGUUUUGACCUACAACACUAUCAUUUAUGGCUUGAUUAAAGAAAAUAGAGUUAAUGAUGCAUUUUGGUUCUUUCAUCAAAUGAAGAAAUUUCUGUAUCCUGAUCAUGUGACUUUGUGCACCCUCCUUCCUGGAGUUGUAAAGGAUGGGCGGAUUGAGGAUGCUUUCAAGAUUGUCGAGGACUUUGUAUAUCAGGUUGGGGUUCAAACAGACAGGCCUUUUUGGGAAGAUUUAGUGGGAGGUCUUUUGACUGAAGCUGAAUUAGAUAAAGCCAUAUUAUUUGCUGAAAGAUUGGUGUGCAAUGGGAUUUGCCAAGAUGACUCAGUAUUGAUACCUUUUGUAGUGUUUUUGUGCAAGCGUAAGAAAGCCCUUGAUGCCCACAAUUUGUUUGUGAAAUUUACCAAAAAUCUGGGAGUUAAACCAACACUAGAAGCAUAUAACUGUUUGAUUGAUGGGCUUCUUGAAAUCCAUUGUACUGGAAAAGCUUGGGAUCUUUUUAAGGAGAUGAAGAGUAGUGGUUGUGCCCCAGAUGUUUUCACAUACAACUUGUUGCUUAAUGCUCAUGGAAAAGCUGGGAAGAUCAACGAACUUUUUGACCUGUACAAAGAGAUGCAUUGUAGGGGAUGCAAGCCUAACACCAUCACUCAUAAUAUUGCAAUCUCUGGUCUUGUGAAAUCUAAUAGUUUAGAUAAGGCUAUGAAUUUAUACUAUGAUCUCAUAAGUGGUGAUUUUUCUCCCACACCUUUUACAUAUGGUCCUCUCCUGGAUGGACUUUUGAAGUCAGGGAGACUGGAGGAAGCAAUGCGGUUCUUUGAAGAGAUGCUGGAUUAUGGAUGCAAACCUAAUUGUGCUAUUUACAAUGUUCUUAUAAAUGGAUUUGGGAAGACUGGUGACUUGGAAACUGCCUGUAAGUUGUUCAAAAGGAUGAUCAAAGAAGGUAUAAGACCGGACUUGAAGUCUUACACUAUUCUUGUGGAUUGCCUGUGCAUGGCAAGGAGAGUUGAUGAUGCCUUGCAUUACUUUGAGGAACUAAAGUUUUCUGGCAUUGAUCCUGACUUGGUCUCUUACAAUCUUAUAAUUGAUGGACUUGGAAGAUCACAGAGGUUAGAGGAAGCUCUCUCUCUUUUCAAUGAAAUGCGAAAUAAGGGCAUUACUCCUGAUCUUUACACUUAUAAUUCAUUAAUCUUCAAUCUUGGGAUUGUUGGAAUGGUGGAGCAAGCUGGGAAUAUGUAUGAAGAACUACAACUUAUAGGUCUUGAACCUGAUGUGUUCACCCAUAAUGCUCUCAUUCGAGGAUACUGUACGUCAGGAAACCCAGACCAUGCCUAUGCAGUCUACAAGAAAAUGAUGGUUCGGGGCUGCAGCCCUAACAAGGGAACAUUUGCACAGCUUCCUAAUCAGUCUUGACUUUAUUGAGAUACUCACGGGGCCACUCAACUGUAUAUGUUUGGUGAUCUCUGUACUUGAGGAAUACCAGCGAUGCUUUACCCUAACAGCAGUAAAUGGGUUUGGUCAGUACCAACUGACAAUGAAUGUUGUGGAAACAACUUUGUCCUGCUAUUAGAUGUAUCUGCAAGGUUGGUGGUAAGAAAUCUGUCCUGGUUUGGAACGGUUUUUAUAAUAUUUGGUCCUAAUAUAGAAGUUGCUUGUUAGGUCUGUUUGAAGUCUUCUAAAACUUUUGAGCCUGAGAACUGUGAGUAUCUUACUUUUGUAUGCUAUGUAUGUAAGAUAGUAAUGCAAUACAGUGAUUUUGAAGUGUAACUACUAUUUCUUGUAUCAUCAUUGACCUUGUCAUCAUUUUGUAAACUAAAGCAUUACAUUUAUGUUAUACUAUGUCUACACUACUUUUACUCUACCAUUAUCAAUUUGGACAUAUUUUAUCUUCUCCAACCCAUUAUGUGGCAUUAUGUGGUGAUUUAAAAUAGUAUUCUUGUGUGUGUGUGUGUUUUUUUUUCCUUUUUCUUUUUGGAACAAGUAUUCAUGUUACAGAUUAUUAAAUAGAUACAUGAAUGGUCACAUUAAAUAGAUAAUGUGAUAAAGGAAUUUUUCUCAAAACCUGUUUGGAGGAAAAUUCUAAUCUUUAAUUUAAAAUUUUAUAGGGACCAAUCAAAUCAUAUGUAAAUAUUGGCAUAUCGUUGUAGUAUGUGCUAUUGUAAAGAAGAAUCUAUGGAUCGCCUGCUGAUUUUUUGUCCGGUAGUUCAUUCUAUGUGGAUGUAUAUGCUUGAGUUGUUUGGGAUUGAUUGGGUCAUGCCAGGUUCAGUUGCAGACUUAUUAUUUUGUUGGUAUCAUUGGCUUGGGAAAUUUAAUUCUUAUAUUUGGAAUUUGGUUCUAGGCUGUUUGAUGUGGACUAUUUGGGCUAAAUUUAAUCGGCUUUUUUUUCAGAUAUUGAGAAAUCUCUAGCUUAGUUGUUAAAUUCGUGCCAAUAGACUCUCUUUGAUUGGUCUCGAUGUUGGGGUCUCUUGGAUUGUUUUGUUCUUAUGGAUUUUCUUUUGUCUCUUGGAAUAGUUUAGUGAUUGUUUGUUCCUAUUUGUUUCUGUUUGCUCCUUGUUCAUUAUCGUGAACUCUGUGUAUCUUUCCUUCUAUUCAUUUUUUAAUAAUAUUUUCUUUCUUACCUAUCAAAAAAAAAAAAAAGAGUGUUUCAUAUCACUUGAGAAAUUAUUUGUGCUUAAAUAAAGUUUGUUCCCCGGAGCACCGCAUCACUCUAGUCCAAUGGUCCUCUCAACCAAUAAGAAACCUUCAUCUGUGCUUAAAUUUCUGAGUCAGAUCCUAAUAAAGCAUGACAAGGAAAAUCCAAUUCUGUUUAACACCGUUGGAAUGAAUGUUUGAGCAUUUUCAGAAUAACUCAGAAAAAUUUUAAUCUCAAAAUUCAAAUCUGUCUCUGUUGGAGUGUCAGAUCACCCUCUUCUCCAAAUGAUUCCUAAUUCUCUCACAUCCAAAAUUUCAAAUCAAACCCAGCAACCCAAGCAUGAGUUCCGCAAGGUCAGUCAAAGUAGCCGAGACAAGCCCAAGCUUUCACGUCCAUCUCCAGUUUUUGAGUGUAUCAGUAUCAGCACUCCCAUUUACUGAGUUGUCCAUCAGGCACAUCAAAGAUGGGAGCACUCUAAGUAUGAUAGGGGUCAUCCAAUGCCAUGAUAAUGUGCCUGUGAUUAUUCAACCAGUAGAGCCUAUCUCAACAGGCUUCCAGUGGAUAAAUUGUCUCUUCCCUACCUAUGCUGCAGGACAAAUUUUGACGUGGGAUGAUAAUCAAUAUCUGAUAUGGUUCUGGUUGCAUUUCAUCAAAUGUUUUUAUGAUGUUCCAAGUAAAAUAUUUGGAGGACAGAACCGAAAAGAAUAUGCUACACUGCCUGGUCGCUCUGUUUUUUCAUGUCCAAAGUUUUAAGUUGCAAAGUAUGAAGCUGAAGAUUGUCUUGGAAGAGAUGAAGAGAAUGGAUCUGAAGAUUGUGUAAUAAUCAAUAAACUCCACUUGGAGGUUAAAGAUUCCAUAAGGAUUCUAAUUGCUAAUGGAGAUAAUGGGGAAAAACGAUUUCCACUAGCAAGAAGCUAGAAGAUGUGUUGUGAGGAGGAAGCACAUUUUGAUUUUUGCUAAUUUCAUAUGUAAAUAAGUAAAUUCAAUUUCCCUAAGUAGUUCAGAAAAGUUUGUUACUCCCAAUUCUGGCUUGGAAUGUAGAAUUAUCAGUAUCAUGUUUUAACAUUUGGCUAUAUUUGUUUGUUAAUAGAGAUCCCAUCAAUGUCCA